This is a messenger RNA of Phyllopteryx taeniolatus (common seadragon), 2758 nucleotides long. It is a transcript of the gene il1fma, whose product is annotated as interleukin-1 family member A. Lineage: Eukaryota; Metazoa; Chordata; Actinopteri; Syngnathiformes; Syngnathidae. The record is from RefSeq and is a predicted model, not a curated record. Gene Ontology annotation, biological process: cellular response to lipopolysaccharide; inflammatory response; cytokine-mediated signaling pathway. The transcript has 6 exons. Gene Ontology annotation, molecular function: cytokine activity. Bases 1169 to 2152 code for a protein of 327 amino acids.
CGAAUCAUUGCCAGUCGCUUGUGGAGACUCCUUUCAUUGAAGAACUGUCUCAGGAAGGCUUGGCCAUCCAUCUUGAUGCCAUGCUCCACGUGCGAAUAGCGACCCACCAGGCUCUCCACAUCGCCCACAUCAAACUGUUUCAACUGUGAGACGCACACAGAGAUAGUAAAAGAAUGACUUUUCCCCCGUGGAGUGUCAAAUGUGCAGUGGAAAGAAAUUUUGCACUGUAAAAUAAGACAAAAUGAUUGUAAAUUAGGUAAAAGUCCAAUAUUUUAUGGUUGCAGUAAUCAAUUGCACCCAAUAAGCAAAACAUAGAGAAGAGGAAAUACCGAUUGUUGUGAAAAGUGCUGAAAUUUGGAUUUUAUAUAUAUAUAUGUAUAAAUUAUUCUUGUGGGUAAACAUUUAAUGGAAAAUGGAUCUAUGUAUCAAAUUGGAAUUCAUUGAUCGGUAAUUAUGUAGUGUCAAAUAUGAGCAGAACAACUCAAAUUGAAUUGUAAUCGUAUAUCCUUUGUUUAUUUAAUAUAUAUAUUUGUUUUUAAGAAAACAAAAACUUCAGAUCAGGGCUGUGAAACUCACUCGUUUAAUGGCCUCAUCAUAUUAUUACAUGUACACAACCAAUUGAGGGAUAACUAGUGUUGAAAUAAGAAGUCAAGGAUAAUAGUUUGUUCAACUAUUGUUCAAGUGACUGUAAAAAGGGGUUUGGCAACAAAAUAAUGCUUGCAAUAUCUCAAAGCUAUUAUCUAUUACACAUGACCCUUUGAGAUUUUGAUACAGAGUUCAGCAAGCAUCAUUGAAUUUGACGCAUGAUUUGCUUUCGCGGGCCACAUAAAAUGAUGUGGCUGGCCGGAUCUGGCCCCCGGGCCUUGAGUUUGACACCUGUGCUUUAGCUUGGAAGCAAAUGCAGUAAUCAUUACAGAUCAUUGGGGGGCGGUAAAUCACUAUUGUGGUUUGCAAACUGCCGUUAAACACAACAAAGACAAAGAAGAAUUAAGUAAAUUUUUUUCCCCCUCUGCAAAUGUGUCGCAAUUGUGCUAGUGGACCUGGAGGUGCUUUCUCAUGACCCACGUCACGUGACUGGCACCUUGCUGCAGUGCGAUGGAGACGACAUGAGCGCUGGUCAGACCUCCACCAACUACCAUUACUCUGUGGCCUGGCUCACACACCACACAUGAGCCUAGAGACACACAGGAGAGGAGACAAGCUGGUGCAGAUAAAUGGCACCGACCUGCAGGAUUUAACCCCCGAGGAGGUGGCUCAGGCCAUAGCAGAGGGUCAGCCUAUGUUGACGGUGCACAAGGCCAGGAGGAAGAAAGAUUACAAUGAGCAGUCAUGCUCAAUGCAGGGUUCUCUUCAGCCAGUCUCCAAGGAGGUCACCGUACUUCAGUUCAGCAUGGAGAUGGUGCGAGAGGAAAACCUGCAGCAGAGUGGGAGCGAUUUAGGGGGUGAUGCAGAAGAGAAUGGUGGUGCUGAGGAUGACAUUUGCCCAGCUGAAGAUGAGACCAACAAGCUGGAAAGCGAUCUGCUUGUUGUCACCAUGACAGAAACUAGCUUCUCUGUGUUGAGAGGCAGGGGCUGCGAUGCAGGGAGCGCCUGUGGUGGAUGUCAUGGGACAGGAUGCACCCUUAAUGACAUUGUGAUGGUUGCAAAGUCCAGCACUGUGACACUUGUUUCAAGAGGAGGGGGCACUUUCAAACAAAUUAAGAUGUUGAACACUCCAGUUGAACACGUGGCCUCGCACAAAUAUCUACGAGGACUCUGUUCGCAGAAGACUCUCUAUGUUUCACCUCAACCAGAAAAAAUGACCAUUUACUGCUACAAGUCAACUUGUUUGGACCACCAUUACCCAGUGGUCUUGAACUUCACAGACUCCGACUGUUUUCUUAAGUGCUCCAAGAAAGCAGAGCAGGUGCUCCUGCAAGUAGAGGCAGUGGAUAAGAAGAAGCUGAAAAGCAUUUCCAUGAACGACGAGACCACACUUUCCUUCGUCUUCUACAUGAAAACUGACAGCACAAAGCAGCGGAGGUUUGAAUCUGCACUCUACCGUGGCUGGUACAUCCAAAUAGCGACUUCAGCUUCCACAGACUCUGUGGAAAUGGUAAAGUCGGACGGACGGCAAGGAAUUCAAUCAUUCCUCUUUGUUAUUCAAACAUAGAAUGAUGGAAAGUUAUACACCAUAUUGCAUUCAUAAUUUGACAAUCAUCAAAGCAACAUGUAAAAAAAAAAAAAAAAAAAAUGGAAAUACAGUCUUCCCCACUAUUCACGGGGCAUAGCUGCCGCAAAAAGCAAAAAUCCCUAAUUGACACUCCCCAAAGAAGUUUGUAAUUGUAUAUAGCUAUCACAAGAUGGCAGCAAAGUACAUGUUUCAAUUAGACAAGACAGGCUACAUGAAGCUCCUCCCCUCAGUGCAAUGUUGUUGCUUAGCAACAACAGAAGGCGCAUUAGACAUUACAGUACGGUGGUGCCCUGAGAUUCCAGUUCAAUUUGUUCCAUAAAGAAGCGCAUAACGCAAAACACUCAAACCUUCUUUUCCCAUUGCAAUGAAUGUUAAUUCCAUUAUUCCGUUCCAGCGCCCCACUCCCCAAAAAUGGUUAAAAUGAAAUAGAAUGUAAAGAAUUAAACAGUCUGUAAAUCAUAAGUUAAUACCGCAAUUCAAUUCAUUGUGCUACUCCUUCUGGUGUGCCUGCCAUGGCAGUCGGGAGGCAAUAUAAUACUGUCCAGUUGUGUGGACAUAAAUGAUGAUGAAUAGACAUCUACCACU